Mesocricetus auratus (golden hamster) is the source of this 2982-nucleotide messenger RNA. RefSeq names its product RNA binding motif protein 46 (gene Rbm46). The transcript is spliced from 6 exons. NCBI's taxonomy places the organism in Eukaryota, Metazoa, Chordata, Mammalia, Rodentia, Cricetidae. The coding region runs from base 354 to 1811 and encodes 485 amino acids. Gene Ontology annotation, cellular component: nucleus. Gene Ontology annotation, molecular function: mRNA binding. The record is from RefSeq and is a predicted model, not a curated record.
CGGCGCGGCCGGGGGCGCAGGACGACCACCGAGGCUCAGGGCGGGUGCUGGGGCUCCGGGCCGCCCGCAGGGUGGGCUGCCAACCCCCCGGUGGGUUUAUCACAGGGGACCCGACUGUCCCCACUGUGAGUCCGCCCCGUCAGCCUGGCAGAGCCGAGUGGGUGGCACACACGAGGCGGCGACACGCCGUCGUUUGUCCGUACGCGCCUGGAGAUGUGCUCCUUUCCAUAACGGGGAAUUUUCCUUUCAAGGAUCGUCACAACGAGGAGUGCGAGACACUUCCGUUGGUAGUCUCCCAGAAUUAAGUUUCCUGAGUGCUGUAGGAGGCGGAUUUCUGUCACGUGCAUUUUACCAUGAAUGAGGAGAACGCCGAUGGGACAAAUGGAUGCGGUAAAGUGCGCACUGGCACUCAGAAUGAAGCCGCAUUGCUGGCUCUGAUGGAAAAGACUGGCUACAACAUGGUUCAAGAAAACGGGCAGAGGAAGUUUGGUGGUCCUCCUCCAGGUUGGGAAGGUCCACCUCCCCCUAGAGGCUGUGAAGUUUUUGUUGGAAAAAUACCUCGUGAUAUGUAUGAAGAUGAAUUGGUUCCUGUAUUUGAAAGAGCUGGGAAGAUAUAUGAAUUUCGACUGAUGAUGGAAUUUAGUGGUGAAAAUAGAGGUUAUGCUUUUGUGAUGUACACUACUAAAGAAGAAGCCCAGUUAGCCAUCCGGAUUCUUAACAAUUAUGAGAUUCGACCAGGGAAGUUUAUUGGUGUAUGUGUAAGCUUGGAUAAUUGCAGAUUAUUUAUUGGAGCAAUUCCCAAAGAGAAGAAAAAGGAAGAAAUUUUGGAUGAAAUGAAGAAAGUUACAGAAGGUGUUGUAGACGUGAUUGUUUAUCCAAGUGCAACUGACAAAACCAAGAACCGUGGCUUUGCGUUUGUUGAGUAUGAGUCCCACAGAGCUGCUGCAAUGGCCAGGAGAAAGCUGAUUCCAGGAACGUUUCAACUCUGGGGCCACACCAUUCAGGUCGACUGGGCUGAUCCAGAGAAAGAAGUUGAUGAGGAAACCAUGCAAAGAGUGAAAGUUCUCUAUGUAAGAAAUCUAAUGAUCUCAACUACAGAGGAAACAAUUAAAGCAGAAUUCAAUAAAUUCAAGCCUGGUGCAGUGGAGCGAGUAAAGAAACUUCGAGAUUAUGCAUUUGUUCACUUUUUCAACCGAGAAGAUGCAGUGGCUGCUAUGUCUGUUAUGAAUGGAAAAUGCAUUGAUGGGGCCAGCAUUGAGGUAACACUGGCAAAGCCAGUGAAUAAAGAAAAUACUUGGCGGCAGCAUCUUAAUGGCCAGAUCAGCCCAAAUUCUGAAAACCUGCUUGUAUAUGCUAACAAAGAAGAGAGUCACUCCAAAGCUCUAGGCAAGCCGCCAACUCUUCCUACUCGUCUCAACGGUCAGCAUAGUCCAAGCCCCCCUGAAAUUGAAAGAUGUACUUAUCCUUUUUUUCCUGGAACAAAGCUUACCCCAAUUAGUAUGUAUUCUUUAAAAUCCAAUCAUUUCAAUUCUGCAGUGAUGCAUUUGGAUUAUUACUGCAACAAAAAUAAUUGGGCACCACCAGAAUAUUAUUUAUAUUCAACAACCAGUCAGGAUGGAAAAGUACUCUUGGUAUAUAAGAUAGUUAUUCCUGCGAUUGCAAACGGAUCCCAGAGUUACUUCAUGCCAGAUAAACUCUGCACUACACUGGAAGAUGCAAAGGAGCUGGCGGCCCAGUUCACGCUGCUUCAUCUGGACAGGGAACACAGUCUCUUCAGCCUGGACCUGUGUAGAAGAAUUUGGAGAAAAUAAGCAGGUCCUUUCUGAUGUUGCUUGAGCUUAUUCUCCUGCAGUUGGUCUCAGUCCUGUUCGUUAAACAUUAAGUCCCAUGACAACAUUAAGUUGAUGCUCAUGUGUUAAUAGGUCUCAUAGUGAAUGAUACUGGAGGGGGAAAGCUUGACCUGUACAUUAAAUGACCCUAUUCCAUUUCUUCCAUUCCAUCAAUACCACAACUUUUAUACAUGAUCAUUUUUACAGUUGCAGCCACCACUUUGACUUACACUAGAUUAAAGAGCAUAGUUGAGUUUUUGGAAAGUACAGGAUCUACAAAUUUGGUCAAUAAAAUACACACAUACAGAAUUACUAUAAUUAAGGAAGCAGGAAAUUAUUGGUACAUAAGAUGAAUGUUUGUUUGAAAUUAAUAUUUCAAAUAUAAUUGUUUUAAAAUUUGGUUAAUUUUGGAUAUUUUUCUAUACUAUUAAGUUGAUAAUGGUUGUUGAAGUUCAUUUGGUAGAGAUGAUUCAUUUUCCUGUUUUGUGUUACCAGUGAGAAUCUAAUGUUAAAUUGAUGUGUUUGGUUAUAUGAGUGUUUGUGCCAGCCUUUAAAUAAUGAAAUUUUGGACAGUUAGUUUGUACCAGAAGUCCAGGGGCAGUGUUUAUGCUGGUUUGAUGCCUAAUUUAGUUUAAAAAAAAUGAAACUGAAUUUGCUGUUCUAUUUUUCCCCUCAUGAUAAACUUGGUGUCAAAACCAAAUUUAAAGAAGCUUCUUUGUUGAUUAAAGAGAAAUCAGAGGUUCUCUUUUUCUGCAUUAGAAAGAAAAAGGUGCCCACGGAUGCACUAUAGUAACACCUUUGAAGCAGUGCUGUCAGUUAAGGAAAGAGUCCUGACUUGAUGUAACUGUUAGUGUUUGCACUGCAGUGAUUGUAAUCCACCAUCAUUACAGUAUCAUCAGGUAUCUAAAUGUUAGAACAUUAUGUUAAAAUGUGAUUGUCGUCUGAAUGUUUUGUCUCUUGAAUUAAAUUUGUGUCCACAAAGAUGUGCAGCAUAAUUGUUCAUAUAUUUAUUUACAGACUACAAUUUCCGUCGCAGCUCAAUAAAUAGUCUUUCCCCUGUUAGUGCUACCCUCUCUUCUGGGACUCCCAGCGUGCUUCCUUAUACUUCAAGGCCUUACUCUUAUCCAAGUUAUCCCUUGUCACCAACAAUAUC